AUCUAAUUCUGUUAAGGUCUGGUGGCCAGCAGAGGGUAAGAGCCAAUCUAUAUGGGGCCCUGCCGUCAGAAACCCAAUUCACUGACUCACAUAGAUACAGAGGCAGGAGGUGAUGGGGUUGGAAAGAAGAUUUUGGCCGACACCAACUCUGAGUAUGAACAGCUGAGACGUGAAAAUGUGGCGACCAUUCUGUCGUACGGUGUCAACUUUAUGGACAAUAUGGUGUGUCGCGACGCGUGUGAUGGACAUGAUGUACGUAGGACAGGUAAGGAGGAGUGCUGUACAUCUAUCUGUCCAAAGUUUUUGUUGACUCGGGUGGCAGAGUCAGCCGUGGGGGCCCACACCUUGUUACAGUGUGGAGUCAUGCAGAGACUGGCGGGAUGUGUCUUCUUUGACCUUCGACGUAACUUUGACAGAGAUGAAGCCGGUGUAGAUACAGAGGAGGACUUCCUGCCCAGCCCCAUGGCCCGUUAUCGUCAACUCCUCUUCGCCGCCCUCAAAUUCUGUCUGGCCAUGCUGACCUCACUGGGCAUAGAAAACCAGGACUGUGGCAAUCAGGUGAUGCAGUUUAUCUGAUCUCACAGAGAAGUUUUCCACGGAAUUCAAUGAGACAGGCAGCACAGUUUAAGUCUCCCUGCUCUACGUGAACUAGCUCUAACUACAGCGGUACUGACACGAGCUAACUC
Messenger RNA from Saccostrea cuccullata (small rock oyster), 686 nucleotides. RefSeq names its product nuclear pore complex protein Nup205-like. Lineage: Eukaryota; Metazoa; Mollusca; Bivalvia; Ostreida; Ostreidae. The coding region runs from base 52 to 576 and encodes 174 amino acids. The record is from RefSeq and is a predicted model, not a curated record. Gene Ontology annotation, cellular component: nuclear pore. The transcript has 5 exons.